Pyrus x bretschneideri (Chinese white pear) is the source of this 1687-nucleotide messenger RNA. Its product is annotated as metacaspase-4. The transcript is spliced from 2 exons. Lineage: Eukaryota; Viridiplantae; Streptophyta; Magnoliopsida; Rosales; Rosaceae. The record is from RefSeq and is a predicted model, not a curated record. Bases 76 to 1251 code for a protein of 391 amino acids. Gene Ontology annotation, molecular function: cysteine-type endopeptidase activity. Gene Ontology annotation, biological process: proteolysis.
UUGUCGUAAGGCAAUCCAAACAAAUCAACAAAUAGCAAGAAAACAGAGAGUGAGAGUGAUCGGAAUUUGGAGAAAAUGGCGAGGAAGGCGGUGCUGAUAGGAUGCAACUACCCAGGAACAAAGGCGGAGCUCAAAGGCUGCAUAAACGACGUCAAGCGAAUGUACAGCUGCCUCGUCGACCGCUACGGCUUCUCCGAGGACGACAUCCAAGUCCUGAUCGACACCGACGACUCCUACACUCAGCCCACCGGAAAAAACAUCCGCCGGGCCAUCACCAACCUCAUCCGAUCCGCCGACUCCGGCGACGUCCUCUUUGUCCACUACAGCGGCCAUGGGACCCGCCUUCCCGCCGAGACCGGCGAUGAUGAUGAUACGGGAUACGAUGAGUGCGUCGUCCCCACUGACAUGAACCUCAUCACUGAUGAUGACUUCAGGGGGUUUGUAGACCAGCUGCCAGCAGGUUGCAGGCUGACAAUUGUAUCAGAUUCGUGCCACAGCGGUGGGCUCAUUGAUGAAGCGAUAGAACAGAUAGGAGAGAGCACCAAGGGGCAAGAGCGUGAGCACAAGUCCGGCUCCGGCAGUGGCAGUUUUGGUGGAUUCAAGAACUUUCUCAAGGACAGGGCGGGAGAUGCACUGGAGUCUCGUGGGAUCCACAUGCCAUCUGCAUUGCGCCGCGGUCGACAUAAUGAAGAAGAAGAAGAAGAGACGGAAGACAGAGAGAUCGAAACUGAAGAUGGGGACAGGGUCUAUGUCAAAGCCAAGUCUCUACCACUCUCUACUCUCAUAGAGAUACUCAAGCAGAAAACAGGUAAGGACGACAUUGAUGUUGGGCAGCUGAGGCCAACACUUUUCGAUGUUUUCGGAGAGGAUGCCAGCCCUAAGGUGAAGAAGUUCAUGAAGGUGAUCAUAAAUAAACUCCAAAGCCACGAGGGUGGAGGUAGUGGGUUACUGGGGAAGAUUGGAAGCUUGGCUCAAGGGUUUCUUGAACAAAAGCUUCAAGACAACGAUGAGUACGCAAAGCCUGCCUUAGAGACGGAAGUGGGCAGCAAGGAAGAGGUUUAUGCCGGAGCAAAUCAUCGCGGCUUUCCUGAUGGCGGGAUUCUCAUAAGCGGUUGCCAGACAGACCAAACGUCUGCAGAUGCCACUCCUCCAGGAAAUGCAGCUGAAUCUUAUGGAGCUCUUAGUAAUGCAAUUCAGAAGAUACUCUCAGAGCAAGACGGUGAAAUUUCUAACCAAGUAGCUUGUUCUUAAGGCGAGGGAGACUCUGAAGAGACAGGGUUUCGCUCAGCGACCUGGCCUCUAUUGCCAUGACCAUCACGUCGAUGCUCCUUUCGUUUGCUGAUCUGAAAGCGUGUGUGUGUGUGUGUGUGUCUAUAUAUAUAUAUAUAUAUAUAUAUGAUUGAGGUACUUUGUGCUGUGCAAUAUGUAUAGCUAUUGUGAUAAGUAACUAUGAGUGGGUUACUUUGUGCUGUGCAUGUGGAUAAGACUUGCAUAGAAUUAUGGUUCACCGUUCUGUGACAUCUCAGUCUAAUAUUUGCAUUGCUGCCACAUGGAGAAAACUUGUACCUAGCAAUGCAUUAUAAAAUUGAGAUGCCACAGUGACGAGGAACCAAUUACAUGCAAGUCACUCUGAUAUUUUCGCAGGUUUUAUUGGAUUUUCCAUUUUAUCCACUUGAUUUUUAAUGAA